This is a messenger RNA of Aspergillus pseudotamarii, 516 nucleotides long. RefSeq lists its product as uncharacterized. NCBI's taxonomy places the organism in Eukaryota, Fungi, Ascomycota, Eurotiomycetes, Eurotiales, Aspergillaceae. The record is from RefSeq and is a predicted model, not a curated record. Bases 1 to 516 code for a protein of 171 amino acids. The transcript has a single exon.
AUGUCUACUACAACAGCAACAGCAGCACAAAGCACCCAAACCUGCAACACACCCACCCAAUACGAAAUCCCCGUUCAAGAUGCCGCCUGCGCAGUCCCCAACAACGCCAAAUACACCAAACUCCUCUCAAAAUGUUGCCACGACGCCCCCGUCUUCGCCUACGACCACGACUGCGCACUAUAUUGUCUCGCGAUGGGUCAGUCUGUCCAGGAUCUGACGGACUGUUUGUACGAUGCCAAGGUUGAUUGGGGAGAUGUUUGGUGUCAUGGGAAUACAAGUGCUAGUGCUACUGGGACUCCCACUGGGACUGGAAUUUCGGUGAAGGAGACUGGAUCUGCUACUGCUACUGGGAAGGAGACUGGGAAGGGGAAGGCUACGGGGACAAGUACUGGGGGUGCGGUGGAGAAGACGGGGGAAAGUAUGGCGGGGAUUGUAACUGGGCGGGAGGUUUCUAGGGUGUCGGUUUUGGUUGUGGGGUGGUUGGUGGUUAGUUCUGUUGUUGGGUUUUUGGGAUGA